Dama dama (fallow deer) is the source of this 3563-nucleotide messenger RNA. It is a transcript of the gene SNAP29, whose product is annotated as synaptosome associated protein 29. Lineage: Eukaryota; Metazoa; Chordata; Mammalia; Artiodactyla; Cervidae. Gene Ontology annotation, biological process: exocytosis; synaptic vesicle priming; synaptic vesicle fusion to presynaptic active zone membrane. The transcript has 5 exons. Gene Ontology annotation, molecular function: SNAP receptor activity; syntaxin binding. Bases 166 to 942 code for a protein of 258 amino acids. Gene Ontology annotation, cellular component: plasma membrane; SNARE complex. The record is from RefSeq and is a predicted model, not a curated record.
ACAGGCGGAAGCAGCUCGCGAGGCGCUUGAGGCAGGCUGGCGGACGCUUCCUCAGGCCUUCGGCAAGGUGGCGGCGGCGGCGUCCUCCUCCCCGCGACUCAAGCGUUCACCUCGCCUCGACCGCACCAGACUCCUCCCGCCCGUCCCGGGCCGAGCGCCGGCGCCAUGUCAGCCUACCCACGGAGCUACAACCCGUUCAACGAGGACGCGGAGGACGAGGACGCCCGGCCGGCGCCGUGGUCGGACAGGCGCGACCUCGCGGACGGGCCCGGCGCGCCCACCGACCGGCAGCAGGCCCUGCGGCAGGAGGCUCUGCGCCGGGCCGAGGCCACGGCCGCCAGCACCGGCAGGUCCCUGUCGCUCAUGUACGAGUCCGAGAAGAUCGGGGUCGCCUCCGCCGAGGAGCUCGUGCGCCAGCGAGGGGCCUUGGAGCGCACGGAGAAGAUGGUGGACAAGAUGGAGCAGGACCUGAAGACCAGCCAGAAGCACAUCAACUCCAUCAAGAGUGUGUUCGGAGGGCUUGUCAAUUACUUCAGGUCCAAACCCACGGAGACCCCGCCUGCGCAGAAUGGCAUGCUCGCCCCCCAGCCCAGUGGCAGGUUGAAAGAGGCCAUCAGCUCCAGUAAAGAGCAGGAGGCACAGUACCAGGCCAGCCACCCGAACCUCAGGAAGCUCCAGGACUCAGACUUCGUCCCUGGAGGAGCCUGUUCAGCUCUGAGCUCCGAGGCCUACCCACGGAACCCGCAUCUUCGCGCCUGUCACCAGAGGAUCGACAGCAACCUCGAUGAGCUGUCCGUGGGCUUGGGCCGGCUGAAGGACAUCGCGCUGGGAAUACAGACGGAGAUUGACGAGCAGGACGACAUCCUCGACCGCCUCACAAGCAAGGUGGACAAGCUGGACACCAGCAUCACCAGCACCGAGAGGAGAGUGCGGCAGCUCUGAGGCGGCGGCGGACUGCUGGCCCACUGCAGCGAAGAGAUUUCACAGGUCUUCUUUUAAACUCCUGAGAAACUUCACUUACUACUUCAAAAUGUGAUUUAACAUGUGUUUGCAGAUGUUGUAACAGUGUGGGUUUUGCAAGAUUUUAUUUAGAGCACGUGGGCCCCCCUUCCCUCAGGAUCCUGACCGGAGAGCUAUGGGCCGGGCGGCGGGCAGGCCGGCCAGAGUCUCCACGUGAUGUGUGUCCCCCAGGCCGCCCACGGCAGAGCGCCAAGGGCCGCGAGACCCCAGGUUGCAGACGCUCCCCCGCCAUGAGCCCAUCGUGAUGCUCCGAGCCCCAGGAGAGGCCCAGCGGCAGGUUCGGGGUGGAGGGGGUGUUUCAUGGACAGACACCAUCUCCUCCCCUCCCGUCCCCUGAACUCAGCAGGUGUUUGAUUUCAGGAGGAGAAGGGGGUUCAGACCCGCCCUGCUCCCUGUGAUGCCUGGAAACACACAGGGAGCAGGUGAGCCUGGGAGCGGGCUCAGGAACAGGUUCGACCCUGGCCCCAGGCUGCGUGGCUGGCCAGGCCCGAGCACACACGGGGCAGCCCCAGAGGUGCUCCGCCGAGCUCUCCGCCCUCGGGUCCCCUGGACCAGGCCCCCACGCAGCAGUGUGACUCCAUGCCUGGGGUCCCCGGCCCGUCCAGGAUGCCCACCCUCUCUCCUGGCACUGCUGGCCACACGCCUUGACUCAUCACUUGGUUGUCUGCCCCCCAGUUUUAGGACUGGAAUCCACACAAGACAGGCUGUGCCUAGAAGCAUUUGGCUUUUUAAAAGCCCAGAGGUUAUUCUAACCGGCCUAACAUGUUCUUCUCAUUUUAUUAAAGAAGAAGAAGAAUCAUUUAAAAGCACUAAUUAAAAUUGAUUUCUGAACUUAAAUGAUUUUGUGUUGGUACCUCCAACAAAAUAAUGGAAGGCACAAGGUCUUUUUAAACACAAAUUGUUUAAAAUGUUUUGAAGACAGUGAAAGGGACUGAUUUUGAUAAGACAGUGUUAGGUCAGAAACAGUGCCUUUCAUCUUGAAACCUGGCCUGACAGUGACCUCACUGCUUAGGUUCAGUCACAUGUAAACAAAGCCCCUUAAAGCACACAGACAGACCUGGAGGUCUGUCAGGGGCUGCAGCGAGGCCUCAGCACUUCGUAGUAGUUUGUAUGUAAAAGUUCCACCCCUGACGCCCGACCUUCCUAAAAACACUGGCCACCUCCGAGGGUGACCACCUCUGCAAGUAGACAAGCUGUCAUGUUGCAGGCGCCUCGUGAGGCUGACCCACAUCACUGUAUCACUGGGAAUGUCCAUGACGCAGUGGAUGGUGACCCGAUCCACGUCUGCUAACCUCCAGCGCGUCGUGGUCAUUCUCCUGGUAACUGGAAAAAGGAAAAAUGUUAAACAUCCUCUCAGCCCACACUGAACCCAUUCAGGGCGCCUCCAAGCAAAAAGGCUGCUUGGAAGCGUGACUGCAGCACCCAGCACCAGCCCUGGGUUUUCCUCCCCAGCGCCUUCCCCCGCGGGUGUUGGGGUAACUUCCCGCUCAUCGCUCUCGACUAUGGGCCCUUGGAGGUGAGUCGGCACACCUGGACCCAAGCUUCUGCAAUGGCUCAGUAAACACGCAGAGGCCACUGCCAAACACUCAGCCUGCCUCUCGCAUCAUGGGGUUCUCUACUGACUCAAGGCAACGCAGCACCUUUGUGAGGCCGCUCUCCCCCGCCCCUGCCUUUUACCCCAAGCUGUGGAGGGAGGGUUGGCCUCACUCUUCUGGAAACGUCCCCCCACCACACAUACACACGACCCGUGUGUCUGGUUCUGUUCUGGUUCGAGUCCCUUAUUCUGAGGCCUGAGCCUCGUGCCCACCGAGGGCUAGUGGCUGCUGCUCCGCCAGCCGGCAGAGCCGCUCAUGUUCCUGGAGAGCAGAGGAGGACCUCGGGGGCCUCCGGAAUCCGCACGUGUCGGGACACGCAGAAGUUGAGGAGAAGUGAAGUCUGCCCUCCGGACGCACAUGUCGGGAGUCACGGGGGUGCUGGGCCAGGGCCGCUGCCUUGCCACGAGGGGUCCGAAAGACAGAUGUGGAUUUCCACAGUCCAUCUGGAAACACACUGUGCCUUCCGAAGAGUGACUUUCCUGACUCGCUGGCUCCACGUCACGCGUGCUGCAGACUUAGAGGCAGUCUCCUCCAGGGCGGCAUUCUGACCCUGGGCUGUAGUGGCUUCUGGGCAUCUUUUCUGCGUCCUGUGGCCCAGGAGACCGCACUUAGCGUGGACGGCAAGAGGGAGAGUGUGUCUUUGUCUCGCUUUCUCUGAGUUCUCUUUGUGAAUAACGUGAUUCUAAGCGUACACUACACCAGUUUAGUGGAAAUCUUAUAGUUUGCCUCCGUGAGCCUUUUCUGAAGAGUUGAAGUUACCGGUGUUGUUAAGCGUCUCCUGCUCUGAUGAGUGAAAUGUCUUAAGUACAAAUGACGAGCGAGUCGUUCAAAGCGCGCCCGAGCGGGGCUCCUGCUCAUGGUCUGUGUCAGAGUAGCUCCCGGGCUUCAUGCCUUCAACUCAAAAAAUGGCCAUAGUCCUUGAAAUAAAAUGUGAUUUUUUUAAUCAGA